Molecule: messenger RNA, 1072 nt
Organism: Jatropha curcas
Lineage: Eukaryota; Viridiplantae; Streptophyta; Magnoliopsida; Malpighiales; Euphorbiaceae
Gene: AGG2
Product: G-protein gamma subunit 2
Biological process (GO): G protein-coupled receptor signaling pathway
Source: RefSeq, a predicted model, not a curated record
UUGCAGUAAGUGCCAAAGAUGGACAUGGCAGAAAGGCCCAAAUUAUAAUUGGAAUUUCAAAUAUUGUGAGUGCGUGUCGACCAUCGAGAGACAUCGCGUGGAUGAAUUAGAAAGCGGAGAACAGUAGACUCAAUGAGAGACAAAAAAGACACAAGAAAAAUGAGAGAGAAAAAGAGUUCCAGCUUUCAUACAACAAGAAUAAAACUGGUUUCUUUGUCUUCUAAUUCGAUUAAAAAAGCCUUCACAAAAGGCCAAACAACAAAUCCUCCCUAAUUCUAUCUUUCUUUCCUUCGAGUUGUUGAACAGAUAGAUCCCUUUUGUAGUUUUUGCUUGUGCUUAAAUGGAAGGUAGUAGUUAGGUUCAAGUACAUGGGGUCCAUAUGGAUUUCUGGGUCACCCUUAUUUUCCUAUCUAAUGGCAUCUUUCUUGUGAUGCAACUUUUGUUUCUAUCAUUUUAGUCAAAGGGGAAGGCUUAGGGCUGUUUGUAUUAUUGUGUUGUGUGUCUUUAGGAGAUGCAAUCAGAUAGGUCUGAUUCUUCGGGUCCGAUAACCCAACGUGUCAACUCUUUGGCCUCUGCUACUGAUACUAGAGGAAAGCAUAGGAUACAAGCCGAGCUCAAGCGCCUUGAGCAAGAAGCUAGAUUUUUAGAGGAAGAGUUGGAACAGCUUGAUAAGAUGGAAACUGCAUCUGCAGCAUGCAAGGAAAUGCUAAGCAAUGUGGCAAGUAAGCCAGACCCUCUACUGCCAAUAACUAAUGGCCCACUAAAUCCGUUAUGGGAUCGAUGGUUUGAAGGCCCUCAAGAAUCAAAAGGUUGCAGGUGUUGGAUACUCUGAUAUUGAUUGCUGAUUUCAGGCGUUAUAUUGAUUUCAGUUGGGCAGAGGCUUCAGCAACAUGCAACAAUUUUUUAGCAAUACUUUGUCAUUGGCAGUGUUUGAUUUACUGUUCCAUCGUGUAGAAAAUAACGAUCUUAUAGCAACAUUUUCUUCAUUGGAAAAUCUACAAUCAAAUGCUUCAUUGUGAAAAACAUGACAAAUCCUUCAGGCCAAUUCAAAUGUAAGAAACAAUCUACAAUA